Messenger RNA from Chlorella variabilis, 567 nucleotides. RefSeq lists its product as hypothetical. Bases 1 to 567 code for a protein of 188 amino acids. NCBI's taxonomy places the organism in Eukaryota, Viridiplantae, Chlorophyta, Trebouxiophyceae, Chlorellales, Chlorellaceae. The record is from RefSeq and is a predicted model, not a curated record. The transcript has 6 exons. Gene Ontology annotation, cellular component: nucleus.
AUGGCGCCCAAGCGCGCGGCCGGCGGCGACGCCACCGGCGCGCAGCCCAAGCGCAAGAAGGAGAGCAAGGCGAUGGAGGCGCCUGUGCGCCAGCCUGGCGGCCUCCUCUACUUCUUGAUCAAGCGGCAGGUUGAUGUCCUGGCUGUGUCGGACUUUGAUCAGGCACCCAACAACACCCUGCCCAUCACCGGCCUACACCACUACGGCGCCAAGAAAGUCAUAGAGACGAUGCAGGUCGGCGACGAGGUGCUGUUCUGGCAGUCGGGCAAGGCAAGCGCCGCGGGCGUGUAUGCGCUCUAUUCUGUAGCCAGGGCCGCAUACCCCGACCCAGAGGACGAGAAGAACAAGGGCUUCCUGGCCUUUGACCUGAAGCUGGAAGAGCACUUUGACAAGCCCGUGCUGCUGUCAGAGCUGAAGGAGCACAAGGACGACGAGCUGGAGGGCUGCUCCCUCUUCAGCAACAACGCGCUGCCAGCCCACUGGAUGUCAGAGGAGCACUUCGAGUGGAUCUAUCAGCAGAGCGGCAACCUCGAUGCCGCCGAAGGAGCAGGAGAGGCACCGAGCUGA